AUGGCUCCAACAAAGGGUUCAUGGCUAAGUGACAAGACGGAUAGAUGGAUUCAAUUUUCAGACAUAGAUGGUCUCAUGGUAAAUGGAGGUGGUCAAUUCGACGGUCAAGGUUCUUCCUGGUGGAGAGAUUGUCAAGGAAAUUGUCCAACGGCAUUGUUUUUCCAAAAUUGCAAUGGGCUCCAACUAAGGGAAAUGAAGCAUGUCAAUAGUGCCAAAAAUCAUAUCUCCAUAAAUUCUUGUAACAAUGCCAUUAUCUCAGACCUUCACAUUAUUGCUCCUAAAAAUAGUCCAAACACAGAUGGAAUUGACAUUACUGGAUCCAACAAUGUUCUUAUUCAAAAUUCUUUCAUUGAAACUGGUUAUGAUUGUAUUGCCCUUAACAAUGGAUCUACCAAUAUCGAUAUCGUAGACGUGACCUGUGGGCUCGGCCAUGGCAUAAGCAUUGGAAGUUUAAGAGAAAAUGGAGAAUUCAACCUAAUUGAAAACAUACAUGUAAGAAAUUGCCUCUUCAAGGACACUCUAUAUGGAAUGACAAUCAAGACUUGGCAGGGCGGAUAUGGAUACGUAAGAGACAUUACAUUUGAACAAAUAACGCUUGUGGGUGUGAACAUCCCGAUCAUUAUCGAUCGAUAUUACACUAAUCUGGCAAGUAUGAGGAAAAAUAAGUUAAUUGGUAUCAAAGUGAGUGACGUGACGUUUCGUGAAGUUCAUGGAACGUCGGCAAAUGAGACUGUAAUCAUUCUGAACUGCUCUCGAAGUCGUUGCAGCAAUAUUACUAUGGAAAAUGUGAGCAUGUGUACAACAAUUCCAGGAAAAGAAGCCGAAGCUUUUUGUGAAAAUGUUGAUGGGAGGUUUACUAAUGUAGUCCCGACCGUGUCUUGUUUAUCAAACUAG
Molecule: messenger RNA, 894 nt
Organism: Momordica charantia (bitter melon)
Lineage: Eukaryota; Viridiplantae; Streptophyta; Magnoliopsida; Cucurbitales; Cucurbitaceae
Source: RefSeq, a predicted model, not a curated record